This is a messenger RNA of Tuber aestivum (summer truffle), 827 nucleotides long. NCBI's taxonomy places the organism in Eukaryota, Fungi, Ascomycota, Pezizomycetes, Pezizales, Tuberaceae. The record is from the annotation of a GenBank genome assembly.
ACAACCAACAUCACCAAAACCCCCUGCACAAUGGCCCGAACAAAAAAAACUCCAACCCGUGCCCGCACCCCACCGAUAACCUACACCGAGAUCCCCCUGAAAACCCCAACCCGCCACGCGCCAUCCGGAAAAACCCUAGUGGACAUAAUAGACACCCACCGUCCACGAGACCCCUCCGGUGCCCCGAUCCCCUCCUCUACCCCAGCCGAAGAGGAAGAAAUCUUCGGCCCAGGAAUGCAAGCAUUCUGUCUCACCGUUCCAUUCUGCAUGUUAUUGGGCACCUUCGACUACCUCGUGCACCUCCAAUACCGUCAAGAAGUCGACUUGAGGGGGAUUAUCUGGAGGGUUAUUAAGGCUUCGCCAGGUAUAACACCACCCCCCACCAGCCCCGCUGGAUAUAUAUCCCUGUCGUGACUAAUCAGAUAUAGCGAUAUUUUCCAUAAACUACGCUUUCCACUCCAGGAGGAAUUGGCUUUCCGUACAGCUCCUGUUGUUGACGAUAAGUGUACUUGCCGGGUGUUGGCUCGUCAGGGCGGUUAAUCGUACGGGGUAUUAUGCUGUUAUGAAGAGGGCGCCGCAGGUCGGGACUUUGUGGAUUUGGGCCGCCGUUGAGAUGAAUUUGGUGCCAGUUCUGGGCAGCUGUUUGCUUGUUGGGGGGUAUAGUUGGUAUUUUGGGUACAGUUGGGUUUAGGUUAGGUGCUUAAGGGAUUGGGGGGUGUAGGAGAAAGGGAGGGGUACUGAUUACAGCACAGUUCCGGUAUCUUGGGGCAAUGUUUGGGUUAGCGUCUGUGUUAAAGUGAACAAUAUGAUACCUUUAGGCUUCUUCA